Molecule: messenger RNA, 4451 nt
Organism: Labeo rohita (rohu)
Lineage: Eukaryota; Metazoa; Chordata; Actinopteri; Cypriniformes; Cyprinidae
Product: transforming growth factor-beta receptor-associated protein 1
Exons: 12
Coding region: 115-2628 (837 amino acids)
Biological process (GO): vesicle-mediated transport; intracellular protein transport; autophagy
Cellular component (GO): membrane; cytoplasm
Source: RefSeq, a predicted model, not a curated record
CAUGGCAAGAGCAAAAUACACUUGAGUAAAAAAAGAAACGUCCAUAAUGCUGACAGCUUCUUCGUUAAUGAGGUGUUUUUUUGCCACUGAGACCUAUAUUAAGAGUAAAUAACCAUGAAAGUCUUCACCCCUGUGCUAGUCUUUAAAAAAUUACCCUCUGGGAAAGGCAGAGACAAAUUCAGCAUUCAGUGUUUGGAGUGUUUUGGUAAAAACCUCUAUAUAGGGACCAAAGAGGGAGUCGUUGAGUACCUCACUGUAAAUAACACGAGCGCUGAAGAAAGCCUUUCAGUGAGGGAGGUGGGGAAGAGACAGAUGGGCCGAAGCGGAGCAAUCGGCCAGCUGACGACGGUCCCUGUUCUGAAUCAUCUCUUAGUUCUCUGGGACGGUUCGGUUAUGGUGCUUAACAUGUUCUCCCUGGAACUCAUUCCUGCCCUGAAGAAAAUACAGAAUGUGUCACUCUUCUAUGUCAGUGAGUCAGCGCUUCAGACUGAUUCUGUCGAGCUCAUUGUAGCUUCGACCAAGAGGAAAACAGUCAGUGUUUAUAAGGUGUAUGUGGACAGAUGGGAGUGUGUGAGACAGGUGGCUCUGCCGCAGGAACCUGUGGUUCUGGCUGCGCAUGGGACGUGUCUGUGUGUGGCCACUUGUGACAGAUAUUUUCUCCAUGAUUAUCAGAGCCAAACCACCCUCGAUCUUUUCCCACAUAACCUGGGAAAGCAAAAUAUAAUUGCCAACAAAUGUGGAAAAGGAGAAUUCAUUUUAAAUGGGCCUGGAUCUUUGGGCAUGUUUGUGAUGAAGAAUGGCACUUCCCAGCAUCCUCCUGUACAGUGGCCUGAUGGCGUGGUGGACGCUGCAGUUCAUUUCCCAUAUGUGCUUGCUCUACAAAAUCAGACUGUUCAUAUCUACAGCAUUCUGGACCAACAGCUGAAGCAAACUGUCCCUUUACAAAGUGCCAAAUCUCUCGUCUCAACAGAAGAAAGCAUUUUUGUUGUUGCUGACAAAGAGAUUCAUCGGCUGUCACCAGUUCCUUUGGAGGACCAGAUUCAAGAGCUGGUUAAGAGUCAAAGAGUUGAUGAAGCCCUGACACUGCUGGACAGGCUUCAAGACCUUUUGCCAAAAGAUUCAUAUAAGGAUCUACACAAGAAUGUUAUCUGUACAUCUGGAUUGAUAAAGUUCUACAGAGAGGCUUUUGUGGAAGCAAAAGAGCUUUUUAUUAAAGGUGAACUAGACCCGAGGGAAAUCAUUAGCCUUUAUCCAGCUAUGCCUGUUAUGAGUGAAGACUUUACACCUCAGACAACAGCAGUCAGCAAUGCCAAGGACCUGUGGACGUUAAGUCGAGGCGACUGGCCGACGUUUCAACAAUACCUAAGCUUUUUGGACGACUUCUUGAGAGAAGUCAGGCCAACGAGUCAGGGCCAAAUGUGUCCUCAGGACAUUGACUCAGCACUUUUUAAGCUGUAUUUGGAACAAGGUGAAUAUGAAAAACUGGACCAGCUUGUGUCGUCGCAGAAUAGCUGUAACCUCCAAAUGUGUGUGCCUGACUUAGAAGACCACAAAAGGUUUUUCACUCUUGGAUUGCUCUAUCAAAGUCAAGGCCAGCAUUUCAAUGCAAUUCAGACCUGGGUUAAAAUUGUGGAGGAGCAAAGCGAGGACCCAUCACACAUCAACGUAUUCCAGCAUAUAGUUAAUACGCUCUCAAAUCUGGAACAUAAACCCAUCAUCUGGAAAUUUGUAGAUUGGGUUCUUCAGAGAGACCAAAAGGCUGGAAUACUGAUUUUUACAAAGACGCGUACAAGCAGCCAUGUGACAUUUGCACCGGAGGAAGUCCUCACUAUUCUCACCACCUACCCAGUUGCUAUGACUCUGUACUUGGAAUAUUUAGUCAAUGAAUUACACAGCAAGGAGGAAAAGCAUCAUACCAUGCUCAUCACAUCAUAUAUCAAACAGAUAUUGCAUUCAGCUGAGGAUGACUACAACAAUGAAGCAAGCAGGGAAGAGAUUAGACAUAAACUACAACAAUUACUUUGGCAAUCUUCUUUCUAUAAUGCGUACGCCAUACAUGACCAAAUACCACCCUUGCUUCUUCAUGUGGAGAGAGCAAUUUUGCUUGGGAAGUCUGGUAAACACAAAAAGGCCCUGCAGGUUUUGGUCCAUGAGGAAAAAGACCAGCAGGCUGCUGAAAACUACUGUUGGAGGACCUCUGCUGGACAAGACAGGAAGUUCACGCAGGGAAUGUUUCUCACCCUGCUUCAAAUCUACAUCGAGUCCAGACACCAUGUGAUCGCGGCAGUGGAUCUGCUGAACCAAAAUGCAGCGUGUUUUGAUUUAGUCAGUGUGUUGAGGGUGCUGCCGGACUCCUGGUCUCUGAAACUGGUGCUGCGGUUCCUCUGUGAAUCACUGAGAGGAACAGUACAUGAGAAAAGAAUGAAAGGUCUGGAGAUGAGCCUAGCCAAGGUGGAAACCCUAAGACACAAGCAUGUCUGGAUGGAAACAACGCAUGAAAAAAUCAGAGUUGACAGAGGAUUUGUUUGCCAUUCAUGCCAGAGAUGUCUCACAGGGCCUGAGUUUCUGCGCAGGCCAACAGGAGAGCUGACACACAUAUCCUGUCAUGGUGGAGAAAGCGGUCACUAAACAACAAAGACACUAUUAUUCAUACCUAUUCACAUUUUCACUCUCAGCAGAUGCUGUUUUACUAGGUAGCCUACAAUAAAGACAGUAAUUACUUGGACGGUAAGACAACUACUAGCACAAACUACAGCAAGACACCAACAAAGCAGGCCACAAACACGUGCGGGACACCCACAACAAAAGCAUUUAUACUACACCACAAUGUUGCAGGGACGAUACUGUACAAUUGAAUGCGUACUGGACAGACUACAAUGCGAGUAAGAAUAUAAUAAAUAAAAGUAUAUUAUAAUGUGAGUUGUAGACUUGUGAAUUGUGAGGAGAAAAAGAUUUUGUUCAGAUCUUUGUUCAUAUCUCACAAUUUUUUCUCAGAAUUGCAAGAAACAAAGUCUGAAUUGUUUUUGAAAAAUGUCUCUUAUUUGAUUAGAAAUUACAGAAAAAUUGUUAAUGUUGUGAAAUAUUAUUACAAUUUAAAAUAACUUUGAAUUGCUCUAUUUUAAUAUAUUUUAAAAUUAUUCCUGUGAUGCAAAGCUGAAUUUUCAGCAUCCAUUUCUCCAAUCUUUAGUGUCACAUGAUCCUUCAGAAAUCAUUCUGAUAUGCCGAUGCUCGUUAUUAUUAAUGCUGAAAUCAGCUUAAUAUUUUUAUAGAAAACUUGAUACGUUUUUUUAAAUUCUUUGAAGUGAUCAGAAGUACAGCAUUUAUUUAAAAUAAAAACAUAUUUUGUAACAUUAUAAAAGUCUUUACUGUCACUUUUGAUCAAUUUAAAGCAUCCUUGCUUAAUAAAAGUGUUAAUAUCUUUCAAAUGAAAUGAAUUACAAUAUUUUUCCUCUGUAACAUUUUAAGUAAAGCCUUUAUGUACAAUGCAUUAUAAAUGGUUAUUAAAGGGUAUAAUGCAUUAUAAUUAUUCAUAAUGUGCACUGUGAUACAUCAUGUUGUUGUAAAUAAUUAUAACCAAAUUUAAAAUUCAUAGCUUAACAAUGAGGUUAACAAUGUGGUUAUAAUUAUUCAAGAGAUUGUACAAUUCAUUAUAACAUGCAUUACAUGGUACUGCAUUAUAAAAGCAGUAUCAAAUGCUCACUGAUGCUUUAGAAGGAAACAUAAUGCAUUAAGAGCCGGGGGGUGAAAACUUUUGAAAUUUCGAAGAUCAGGGUAAAUUUCACUUAUUUUGUCUUCUGGGAAACAUGUAAGUAUCUGCUGUAGCUUCUGAAGGACAGUACUAAAUGAAAAAAUAUGAUACUUAGGCAAGAUAAGAAAAAUGUACACAUCUUCAUUCUGUUCAAAAGUUUUCACCCCCACCAGCUGUUAAUGCAUCAUAUUUCUUUCUGAAGCAUCAGUGAGUGUUUGAACCUUCUAUAAUAGUUACAUAGGAGUCCCUCAGUUGUCCUCAGUGUGAAAAGAUGGACCUCAAAAUUAUACAGUCAUUACUGGAAAGGUUCAAAUGCACAAAAAAGCUGAAAAACCAAAGAUUAUGUGGGACCUGAAGAAUUUUUCUGAAGAAGAGCAGGCAGUUUAACUGUUCAAGACAAACAAUGGACUCAUGAACAACUAUCACCAAACAAAAAAACAUGACAGCUGUGGAUGAUUCAGGUAACAACACAGUAUUAAGAAUCAUGCGUAUGUAAACUUUUGUACGGGGUCAUUUUUAUAAAUUCAACUAUUAUUUUCUCUUGUGGACUAUAUGUAAAUGUCUUUUAUAUGAAAUAUCUUACUCAGGUUAGUAAUAAAUAAAAAAUAACAUGCAUUUUGUAUUAUCCCUCUUAUUUUGGUAAAACACUUAACAUUUUGCAGAUUAUGCAAGGAGUAUGUAAACUUUUGACCUCGACUGUAAA